This is a messenger RNA of Glycine soja, 1418 nucleotides long. RefSeq names its product F-box protein SKIP31-like. The transcript has 9 exons. The record is from RefSeq and is a predicted model, not a curated record. Bases 209 to 1183 code for a protein of 324 amino acids. Gene Ontology annotation, molecular function: protein binding. Lineage: Eukaryota; Viridiplantae; Streptophyta; Magnoliopsida; Fabales; Fabaceae.
ACCGUCCAUUCUGCUUUGCAUCUAUCUCAUUCUCAUCAAUCUUCUAUCCUCUUUUGCCGCUUCCUUCUGAUUCCACAACCGACCUUCAAAUUCCGGCCACCGGAGUUCUCUCUCGGUUUUCCGACCGGCCAGCCAAUCUGCAAUUCCGAUUUUGCUUAGAUCUCUCACGAAUCCCCUUUCUGCACCUUCCUAGGGUUUACUAGACACCAUGACUCUUUCGGACGACGAGGACGAGAAUCUGGCUCAAUUUCUGGAAUCAGAAGUCCUCUCGGAGGUAUCUGACAAGGAAGAGGAAAAUGUGGAGGAACCGAAAGCAAAGAGAGCGCGCUUAGAAGAGGAUGAGAUUACUAAGCAAAAACAAAGUUCUGAUUCAUUAUCUGCGCCGAAGAACAUUGUUGUCAACAACGGGGUGGUGCCCAGAAGGAUUGAGACUGGUUAUUUCAGUCAAAUUCCACCGGAGCUUUUCCAUCACAUCCUUAAAUUUCUGUCCUCCGAGGACCUUGUUUCUUGUUCCUUAGUUUGUAGGUUCUUGAAUUAUGCUGCUUCAGAUGAGGCAUUAUGGCGUCGCUUGUACUGUAUGCGAUGGGGCAUGCUUCCCCCUACAAGGAAGUUAAGGGAAUGCCCGUGGAAAAUGUUAUACAUUCAGCGUGAUGGAGAGGACAUGGUUGAACUUGUUAGAAGCUGCCAAAAUGAGUUUAAGGAGUACUACAUUCAAAUGCAAGCAGCUAAGCGAAGUCAAGCACCUCAUCCUUCACAGUUGAAGGACGAUAGGAUAAUUCUUGACAAAACAUUAGCUGAUCAAGUGUCAUCAUGGAAAAGCAGCAGGGGCCUCAGUGAUACAGUGGUGACUGAUCAUGCUUGUUCUGGGGAAACGUGCUCUUACUACCAUAUUGGAGAUGUAUUUAUUUGUGAGAAGACUGGACAAGUUCAUGUUUGUGACGAUACAUGUAGAGAAGUAGUUAUGGAUCCCACAAACGAGCUUUUGGUCUGUACAAUAUCGGGGCACUGUUUUGAUAGAUUAUUGUCACCUUCGGAAAUGGAGCCUGAUACUGAGCAGCAGCAAGGUGGUGUGACUGAUGAGGCCGAGCCAUUUAUGGGAUCUGGCCGUUUUGCACGAGCUUAUUCACUGGGAUACAAUUGUGCUGAUGAAAAGGAGCUUGAAGCUACAUUGAGGUUUUGCUGAUCCCCACUUUGAGCUUUCAGCAGUGUGGAUGAUCCUAUGUCUCAUCAUUUACCUAUCUAGUAUUUAACAUUAAAUAUUUUACAAUUUCUCAUGGCUGAAGAAUAUUUGCUUAGUCUCAGAUUGUAAAACUCUGCUUUUGUGUUGUCUUUUAUAUUAAUAGUGUAUCAUGUAUGCUUUAAUGUAUAGUUGAAUUUCAGUAGGCAAUAGUUAAUUUUCUCGAUACUGCUAUUGUUGA